Messenger RNA from Telopea speciosissima, 2610 nucleotides. RefSeq names its product two-component response regulator ARR2-like. The record is from RefSeq and is a predicted model, not a curated record. The transcript is spliced from 6 exons. The coding region runs from base 98 to 2059 and encodes 653 amino acids. Lineage: Eukaryota; Viridiplantae; Streptophyta; Magnoliopsida; Proteales; Proteaceae. Gene Ontology annotation, molecular function: DNA binding; DNA-binding transcription factor activity. Gene Ontology annotation, biological process: cytokinin-activated signaling pathway; phosphorelay signal transduction system.
CCUUAAGGUUGGUGAUGGGGUGUCUGAUCAGUUCCCUGCCGGCCUUCGUGUUUUGGUGGUUGAUGAUGAUCCGACUUGUCUCAAGAUUCUAGAGAAAAUGCUUCGGAAUUGCCUCUACCAAGUUACCACAUGUUCAAGGGCUGAGGUUGCAUUGUCUAUGCUUCGAGAGAGUAAAAGUAGGUUCGAUAUUGUUCUUAGCGACGUCCACAUGCCAGACAUGAAUGGAUUCAAGCUCCUUGAGCACAUUGGGCUGGAGAUGGAUCUGCCAGUUAUCAUGAUGUCGGCAGAUGAUGGAAAAGAUGUUGUUAUGAAGGGUGUCACUCAUGGUGCAUGUGAUUACCUGAUCAAACCGGUUCGGAUUGAAGCCAUCAAGAACAUAUGGCAGCAUGUGGUUCGGAAGAGGAGAAAUGAGUUGAAGGACUUCGAGCAAUCAGGGAGUAUAGAAGAUGGUGACUGGCCCCGAAAAACAUCUGAUGAUGCAGACUAUGCAUCCUCAGUAAAUGAAGGGAGUUGGAAGAGUUCCAAGAAGAGGAAAGAUGAAGAAGAUGAAGGGGAGGAUAGGGAUGAUACUUCCACAUUGAAGAAGCCAAGGGUGGUAUGGUCGGUUGAGCUUCAUCAACAGUUUGUUGCUGCCGUGAACCAACUAGGCAUUGACAAGGCUGUUCCUAAGAAAAUUCUGGAGCUGAUGAAUGUCCCUGGGCUCACUAGAGAAAAUGUUGCCAGCCACCUUCAGACUCAUGUUUGCAAUCAUAUGGUACAGAAAUAUCGUUUGUAUCUUAGAAGGUUAAGUGGAGUAAACACGCCUUUCAUGAGUUCACAAGAAGCAAAUUUCAGGUCAAUGUCUUCACUUGAUGGGCUCGAUCUCCAAGCUUUUGCUGUCUCAGGUCAACUCCCACAUCAGAGUCUUGCAACACUACAGGCAGGGUUUACAAGGACGACUACCUCCACUGGGAUAAGCAUGCCUAUUGUAGAUCAGAGAAACAUAUUUAAUUCUGAAAUAUCAAAGUUAAGAUUUGGAUCUGGGCAACAACUAUGCAACAGUGGUGAGCAAGUGAGCCUACUGCCAGGACUCCCAACCAGCAUGGAACCAAAACAGCUACCUCAUCUGCCCCAGUCAGUCCAAUCAUUUGGUGGUGUUGGUUUGCAAGUCAGUGAGGGAACAUCAACCUUUCUAAAUAUGCCGACAUCUCUCGGAACGACCUUGUCGAACCAUGUGCAUGGUAUACAUGGUAACCAUGGUAGUCCUUUGAUGAUACAGAUGACUCAAACCCAGUCAAGGACGCCAUCAUUGAAUGAGAUGGCAGGUGGUCAUACUUCAAGGAUCCAAUCAACCGUUGGGCAACAAAUAUUCUCAAAUGAGAUUUCGGGUCAGGUCUUGGAAAGAAAAAAGACCAAUAUAAAUGGUAAAAGUGCAGCAUACAACCCUGUUUCCCAAGCCUCUUCAGUGGUUGAUUUUUCAAUGAACCACAUGAUAGAACUGCCUGGAAAUGGUAUUCCUCUUGCAAGUGGUACUGAGGUACCUCCACUCACAUCUACAGGAAUAUUUCAAGAAGGGGGAAACGUGGGAUUAAAAGGAUCAAGAGGCUUUGCUCCUAGAUAUGAUAUAUUUAAUGAGCUACGUCAGUUCAAAACCCAAGACUGGGAAUUACAGAAUGUGGGUCUGAAUUUUGAGGCCUCUCAACAUCUCAACUCCAUCAUUCAAAGCAACACAAACCACACACCAUCAGUUCUGGCUAGCCAAGGGUUUGCUUCUAGCCAGAAAAAUGGACAGAGCAUGAAUAUGCAUGUUGUUGGCAAUGCAGUGAACUCCUAUGAAGAAGCAAAUGGACAUGGGAACACGCAAAACAGUGGUCAAAGGUCUAACAAUCCUCUGAUGGAAAAUUCAUUUAGAGUGAAGUCUGAAGCAAUACCUGAUUUGAGCUGUGAGACUGUACUUACUCCUGAUCACCUUGGUCAGGAUGACCUCAUGAGUGCACUUCUCAAACAGCAGCAAGGAUUUGGGCUGGUUGAAAGUGACUAUAACUUCGAUGGAUAUACCAUGGACAAUAUUCCAGUGUAGAAGAUGGCCCUUAUCUCCAUGGUAGCAGUGCUAAUGUGUAUAGUUUCUUUUAUGGAUGUAUUACUUUGUCUCAUUUUCUGUCAAAGGAAGGAGGUUUGAAGUUUUAUCUCUCCAUGGACCAGGGUUGCUCUGUUUUUAUUUGCACAGUUAUGCUGUGAAUUUAAAGAAUCAAGUUACAUCAUGCAACAAUGUGGUGGAGCUUGAAGUUUAUCUGGUAUGGAUCCAAUAUCCUGGGAAAUGUUCUGUAGGAAACAGCUGCAUGAUAUAGAAAGGUGGUGUACAUGCAAAAUUUUGAUUGCUUAAAGUAUCUAAAACUAACAAGAAAGUUUUAAUUUUAGAGAGAAGGUUUUGAAGUUGAGUGUGGGUUUCCAUAAUUGCUAGUUUAGAGAUGAAGGAUUCCGAGGCCUCCACAAGUUUGUGGUGGAGAUGGGAAUCUUUUGUAACUCAGAUAACACACUAGGUUUGUUCUUUAGGUAUUGAGUUUGAUGUACAGAUUCAAUUUGAUUGCUGAAGACAUGAAUAUUGAUUUUCUCUGUAGGUCAUUUCUUGUA